GAUGCGCACACGCACACACCCCCACUCUCCCUCCCUCCCUCCUUCCCUCUGCGCCUGGAGCCCGCUCGCUCGCUAGCUCUGUCCGGAUAAUGAUCUUCAGACUCAGAAGAAUAGAGCAAAAAUGGUUAACCGGGAGUUGAAAACCAAAAUCAGUGAAAAGGAGAAAGAGCAUCACACUUCUGAUGACUCCACUGAAGGGUCCCUGGACAUGUGCUGCAGUGAGUGGCUAUCUGGUCUCCCCCAGCCCAUAGCAAUGGAGGCUAUCGAUGAGAAUGAAGGGCACCCAGACCAGCAGGGGGAAACAGCAUCACCCCCACAGUCCUCGGAGAGAGAGACACAGCCCGCCCAGUGUCCCUGGGGCCAACCUCUGACUGGGGGUGGCAGCAUGUGCUUGUUCGCCAUCUCCCAAUUCUUGCUCGCCUUAGGAGUGCUCUGGCUCAGUGGAUAUGGCUCUGUCGCUCUGCAGGGAGUCAUGGAUAUGGGAUCCUCCUUGCUCACACCGUUGGGCCAGCUGCUCAUUAUUCCAGAGGUCUGCUUAAAGAUAGGAAGCAUGGAAACAUCUGGAUUUCUGGUGGUCUUCCUGGCUUUUGGGCUGAUCCUUGCUACGAUCUUGGUUUGGCAUCUCCUGGGAACUUCCCCGGAGCUUCCCCCGAAGCAACCUGAGGACAGGCGCCAGUCUGUGAGCCGCCAGCCAUCUUUCACCUACUCGGAAUGGAUGGAGGAAAAAACUGAGGAUGACUUCUUGGAUCUGGACCCUGUCCCGGAGACACCGGUGUUUGACUGCUCAAUGGACAUUAAACCAGAGGCUGAUCCCACCUCCUUGACAGUCAAAGCCAUGGGCCUACAAGAGAGGAGAGGCUCAAAUGUGUCCUUGACACUGGACAUGUGCACUCCAGGCUGCUCUGAGGAGGGUUUUGGCUACAUCAUGUCUCCACGUGAGGAGUCAGCUCGAGAGUACCUGCUCAGUGCCUCCCGGGUCCUCCAAGCUGAGGAGCUCCAUGAGAAGGCAUUAGACCCAUUCCUGCUACAGGCAGAGUUCUUUGAAAUACCCAUGAACUUUGUGGAUCCAAAAGAAUAUGACAUUCCUGGCCUGGUGAGGAAGAAUCGCUACAAAACCAUCCUUCCCAACCCCCACAGCAGGGUAUGCCUUACCUCGCCAGACCAAGAUGACCCCCUGAACUCGUACAUCAAUGCCAACUAUAUAAGAGGCUAUGGAGGGGAGGAGAAGGUGUACAUCGCCACUCAGGGACCCAUUGUCAACACCGUGAGUGACUUCUGGCGGAUGGUGUGGCAAGAGCACGCCCCCAUUAUUGUGAUGAUCACCAACAUUGAAGAAAUGAAUGAGAAAUGCACAGAGUACUGGCCAGAGGAGCGAGUUGUAUAUGACGGGGUCGAGAUCACAGUGAAGCAGGUCAUACAGGCUGAUGACUACCGGCUUCGUCUUAUCACCCUGAGGAGUGGGACUGAGGAGCGCGGCCUGAGGCAUUACUGGUUCACCUCGUGGCCAGACCAGAAGACCCCGGAUCGGGCCCCCCCACUGUUGCAGCUGGUCCUGGAGGUGGAGGAAGCUGCGGGCUGGGAGGGGCGGAGCUUCGCGCCCAUCAUCGUUCACUGCAGCGCCGGGAUCGGAAGGACCGGCUGCUUCAUUGCCACCAGCAUUUGCUGCAAGCAGCUGCAACGAGAGGGUGUAGUGGACAUCCUGAAGACCACUUGUCAGCUCCGUCAGGACAGGGGCGGGAUGAUCCAGACUUGCGAGCAGUACCAGUUUGUACACCACGUCAUGAGCCUGUAUGAGAAGCAGCUUUCUUCCCAAGCCAAGGGGCCCGAGAGCGCAGCCCUGGCCUGAGACCUGCCUGGCCCGGUGGAAGCUGCCAGGGCCCAGGAGCAUCCCGAGCUCCUCCUUUUAGCUUUCUUUUGUUCUUCGCUUCAUCUGCUUUGUCUGCACCAGUCGUGAAAACCCCUUCCAACUGCAGCUCUCUCUACUGUAAAUACCAGGACAGGGCAUCCCCUGCCGAGCCCUGCCCCCGCUCUGGCUUCCCCGGCUUCCCCCAGUCCCAUUUUUUAACUUGAUCCAAAUACUGUAUGUGCUGGACUCUGUGUAUCCCACUGUCUGUCCAUCUAUUUCUGAUGUUUUAACCGGACACUGUGUCUCCUCUGCCUGGGCUCGGAGCCCACUCUGGGGAGCAGCUUAUUCCGGGGAGGGAGGGGGAGCCUUGGAACCCGGCUUACUAAGGGGAGCCAGGUACGGAGUAAACUCAGGGGGAGGGAGGGCUAAUAAGUCAUGGAGAGGAGGGAUGGGGCCGGACUGCCCCCUGGCUAGACCUUCUGCCUGCUCCUUCUACCCACAGCCUUAGGCCGCCCCCUCCCUGCCUUAGGCUUCCCCUCCUCUCGACUGGCUCUCCCAGCCAAUCCCCAACCUCAGUCUUAUACUUUGCCCACCCUCCCACCCGCAGCCACAGGCUGCCCUGCCCACUCCUCCCUUCCCCUCCCCCAACCAGAGGCUGUCCUUUCCCCCAGUCCCACUAUUUUACUCCUACUUUAGUCUUCCCUCUCCUAUCCAUAAAUUACCCCCUUCUCUCAUUCCCAUCUUAGGUUCUUCCUUCCCCAGUAAUAAUCACUCCCUACCCACCCGCCUCCUGAGGCUCCCCUUCCCCACCACCCCUAUCCCCAGGCUGCAGAAGAACAAUCACAAAUUUUAAUUGACAUCUCCCCCAACACCCAGAGAAGGAGUGCUUCUCCCCAGGCAAUCCCACCUCCUGGAGGAGAGGAAAGAGGGGAGGGGAGGAGCUAUGUUUUGGGGUACAAGGACUCCCCCUGAGAAGAACUGAUGCCCCUGAGCCAAGUGGGAAGGGGCAGGGGCUGGCCCCAGUUCUGUGCAGAGUAUUUUCCUGUGUCACUGUGGGGAAGCUCUUCCCAAAUCGUGUAUCCGUGGGUAUGUUCCGUGUCCGUGAGUGUGUAGAGAACGCAUCAGCAGGGUGUGCAUGAUUUUGGCAACGUGUUAUCCUGGAGCCACGUGGUUUUAUAGCUGACUUCAAGUAUUUAAUCUAUGGCAGACUGAGGCGUCUUUUUAUAACUGCUCGUGGUCACUGAAUAGAGCAAUAAACACCGCAUUUUGAGCAAAA
Sarcophilus harrisii (Tasmanian devil) is the source of this 3122-nucleotide messenger RNA. It is a transcript of the gene PTPN5, whose product is annotated as protein tyrosine phosphatase non-receptor type 5. The record is from RefSeq and is a predicted model, not a curated record. Gene Ontology annotation, biological process: protein dephosphorylation. Gene Ontology annotation, molecular function: protein tyrosine phosphatase activity. Lineage: Eukaryota; Metazoa; Chordata; Mammalia; Dasyuromorphia; Dasyuridae. The transcript is spliced from 15 exons. The coding region runs from base 122 to 1846 and encodes 574 amino acids.